Messenger RNA from Seriola aureovittata, 1247 nucleotides. RefSeq names its product sperm flagellar 1 (gene spef1). Gene Ontology annotation, cellular component: axoneme. Bases 99 to 818 code for a protein of 239 amino acids. NCBI's taxonomy places the organism in Eukaryota, Metazoa, Chordata, Actinopteri, Carangiformes, Carangidae. The record is from RefSeq and is a predicted model, not a curated record. Gene Ontology annotation, molecular function: microtubule binding. The transcript is spliced from 7 exons. Gene Ontology annotation, biological process: regulation of cytoskeleton organization.
CGUAAACAACCAGUCGUCCUGGGAAGCUAACAAGCUAGCUCAGUAAAACAGUUUGGACCUUUACAAACUGUGCCGAAACAGAUGUCGCUUUAAGAGGAAUGGAUCGAGAACUGAAGGAAGAGGAACUGCAGGAUUUGUACGCAUGGAUAGAUAAGAUACCUCUGUCCCGGCCAAAAAGACACAUCACAAGAGACUUCAGCGACGGAGUGAUGGCUGCUGAGGUUGUAAAAUGUUUCUUCCCAAAGCUUGUUGACCUGCACAACUAUAUUCCUGCAAACUCCUCACCGCAGAAGCUCAGUAACUGGAACCUGCUCAACAGGAAGGUGUUUUCCAAGUUAAACUUUCACGUGCCUGAGGAGACAGUGAAGAGAAUUGUACUGAGUACUGCGGGAGUGAUAGAGCCUGUACUGAGCGCCUUAAGGGAGAAGAUAGACAAGAAACUGGAGCACGCCAUGGACAACAUACUGGAUGUGGAAUACUUCGACACCAGAAACCACAAUAAACCUUAUGCAGAAAUUCAACAGACUGAAGCGAAACUUCUGGCUCAGCUGGCAGAAGAAGACAUGAGAAAAGAUGAAAAGAGCAGACCAAGAAAUGGUAAACCAAAGCACACAGUCCAGUUUUACACAGACAUGGACCCGACUUUCCGAACAAUCCUGCAGGAAAAAGAGCAAGCUGUCAUGGCUCUGCAGGAGACUGUGGAGAUCUUGCAGAUGAAAGUGAACAGGUUAGAGCAUCUGGUUCACUUGAAGGACAUGCGUAUUGAAGACCUGACGCGGCAUCUGGAGACGUACAAAGCCAAAGCCAACACACGCUGAUACAAGCGCAUACACCAACGCUAUAUAACACACACUCACACACACAGAAUUUGUUAUGGUUGUUCAGAGAUAUAAGCCUAUAACAUGAACUCUUACUUUGUUACUUUGUCAAGGCAAAUGGUACGUUUUGCGAUACGUGCACAUUUCAAGAGGCUGUGAUUCAUCUAAUUUGACACUGAAAUAGUGCAACAAAUGUUUUCUCUGUAAUAGAAAUAUUUUUGUAUACCUACAACUAUUGCAGAGUACAGUAAGUCAUUUAUUAGCGUGUUUAUGAAACUUCUUAGGAAUUGUUGCUUCUGUGUGAGGAGUGUGUAGAGUGUGUUUUUCAGUGUUUCCUAAUGGAUCUACAGUCUUCUUUGACUCCUGUGCUUUUACACAGCCUGUAACUUCUGACUGCCAAGUGCUCAAUAAAUCAACUAACCACUCUGA